CCGCUAAGGUGACCUACUCAUCAGUUCUCAGCGCUAGGAGCAAAGCUGCGUGUUCUAUAACCACCAAGCCCAAGAUUCUCGAUAUUGACGAGUCUGACAGAGAUAACCACCUGGCUGCGGUUGAGUACGUUGAUGAUAUGUACUCGUUUUACAAAGAAGUGGAGAAGGAGAGCCAGCCGAAGAUGUAUAUGCACAUUCAGACCGAUGUGAAUGAGAAGAUGAGAGCUAUCUUGGUUGAUUGGUUGUUAGAAGUUCACAUCAAGUUUGAACUUAACUUGGAGACUAUGUAUCUCACUGUCAAUAUUAUUGAUCGGUUCCUCUCUGUGAAAGCUGUCCCCAAAAGAGAGUUGCAGCUGUUGGGAAUCAGUGCCUUGCUCAUCGCUUCCAAAUACGAAGAGAUCUGGCCUCCUCAGGUGAAUGAUUUGGUGUAUGUGACGGACAAUGCUUACAACAACAAGCAGAUUCUUGUGAUGGAGAAGACCAUCCUUGGGAACCUCGAAUGGUACUUGACUGUUCCGACUCAGUACGUGUUCCUUGUCCGGUUUAUCAAAGCUUCGAUGUCUGACCCUGAGAUGGAGAAUAUGGUUCACUUUCUUGCUGAGUUGGGGAUGAUGCACUAUGACACGCUGAAGUUCUGUCCCUCCAUGCUUGCUGCUUCAGCCGUCUACACAGCGAGAUGCGCACUGAAGAAGUCUCCUGCUUGGACCGAGACGUUGACGUUCCACACAGGAUAUUCAGAGUCUGAGAUUAUGGAAUGCUCAAAGCUUUUAGCUUUACAUCACUCAAGAUGUGGAGAGAGCAGGCUACGUGCUGUGUACAAGAAGUACUCUAAAGUGGAGAACGGUGGUGUUGCUUUGGUCUCACCAGCCAAGUCGCUCUUGAGUGCUGCUGCUCCUCUUUCUGCUUAAGUGAUGGGGAAAAGGAGUCGUUCAUCAGAUCUCUCUCUCUCUGAUUGAAUUUGAAGAUUUGCUUUAAAAAAACCUCUUUUGUUGUUAUGAGUUCAAGAAGUAAUAAUGAAUUCUUUUAUGAGUAAACAAACAUGUCUGUAUUGGUUUCACCUUUUCUAUGACUAAUAGAUAAGCUUUCUGUUGUUUGA
Messenger RNA from Brassica oleracea var. oleracea, 1096 nucleotides. Its product is annotated as cyclin-B1-2-like. Gene Ontology annotation, cellular component: nucleus; cytoplasm; centrosome. The record is from RefSeq and is a predicted model, not a curated record. Lineage: Eukaryota; Viridiplantae; Streptophyta; Magnoliopsida; Brassicales; Brassicaceae. Gene Ontology annotation, molecular function: cyclin-dependent protein serine/threonine kinase regulator activity. Gene Ontology annotation, biological process: regulation of cyclin-dependent protein serine/threonine kinase activity; mitotic cell cycle phase transition.